Danaus plexippus (monarch butterfly) is the source of this 4503-nucleotide messenger RNA. RefSeq lists its product as uncharacterized. The transcript has 2 exons. The coding region runs from base 136 to 951 and encodes 271 amino acids. Lineage: Eukaryota; Metazoa; Arthropoda; Insecta; Lepidoptera; Nymphalidae. The record is from RefSeq and is a predicted model, not a curated record.
GUCAGUCCCGGUCGAGAGCCGCCGCUGUCCGCACGUGUUCUCUCCAGUGUUCAGCAGUGUACCCAAGUGUUCGCCCGUGUCAGUCGUCCCGAAAUGCAGCCAGCACGCUGGCCGCAUUGAACACGAAUAGCCAGGAUGCACGCUGUCGGUCUCCACUCCGCGCUCGCCAUCCGCCGCGAGCGGAAGCGUCGCGCAGAACAGCAGCGCGCCCGCGAGCGACGGUACUCGCUACAGUCCUCAGAGUCCGGAGUCACCUCUCCCCACUGCUCGACCGGUAGCCUCGAGCGACGCCGCCAUCGGAAGACAGGAACCACCGACAAUGAGGUCGUUUCCUCGGUGGGCAUGCUCCAUCUCGGAGUCGUUUUUCUCGUCCUUGGCGUUUUCCUCAUCGCUUCCGGCUGGUUACCCGAUGACGUCACGUCCUGGAGCAGCAUCGGCUCUGUUAGCUGGUUCAACGAACUCGUCUGCUCGGGACUGUUCGCUCUCGGCAUUGGCAUCUUCCUUAUAGCUCUGCACAAAUACCUGACGAAGUCAGAGGAGGAUGCGCUGGAGGAUUACGUCCAACGACAGUUGACCAGGUCCAGGUCAGGGCACAGGCUAGAAAGAGACGCAGAGACCGGCGGGAUGAGAACUAAGGGAACACGACGAGUACGAGCCACGGAGGUUCUGCCAGAGACGGUCACCGAAACAUACACUGAACCGUCGCCGGAUAGGGCUCAUGGGUUCGUGAAUGCUCUGGCCAUCAACGGUGACGCGAUGAGGGAGACUCCUCUAGAACAGAUCGUGGAGGAAGAAAUGUCGGUCGCUUCGGAGAGCGAGAAGCGACUGGGGAAGUUUAACAAGGACACAUAUUCCACACCGUCAGUGGCGCCCAGCCUCAGCCCCGGAUCUCCGUCUGAUACUCGCGAACUGCUCUCUGAUGGACGGUACAUGAUAAUGUCCAGGAUGUGAACGUCUUAGUUUGACAGUUCACUGAUUCCGUACAUCUUGCUUCUUUAUGGACUCGUUUUUGACUUUAUUGGUAAACAUGUUAUAUCACGAUAAUUUUCAAAAUACACUCAACAAUACUUCUAAUAAUGGUAAAUUUUCUCUUUUUUAAAUGAUAGACAUAAAAAAUCUUUAGAAGUAGUUUUCGAAUUAAGAGGAUUGAGCUCAACUUUGGAAGUUGGGCGCGUUCUCCAUCGAGAAUUAGGAUAUUCGGUAUCAGCGAAAUGUCAACUGAUGAGAACCGCCUUACGUCGAAGGCUUUCUUUAAUACAUGGACAGUAAAUCGUUCGUGCUACCAAAUAAAAUAUAAACUGACGCUACCGAAACUAACACCGAAGAGCUUACGGCUUCGUAAGUUAAAUGUUUGUUAAACGCUUCUCGUUCACAAUUACAGACGGACCAAGUCACGAUAGUGUUUAGAAGUAAGUUGUAUUUUGCCUUCUACGAUUGCACCCUCCACCUCGAUAGCGACAGAACCGUGACCCAGGUUGUAAACUGUUCUCCGGUUCUUUUUUAAAAGCCUUUUACGUUGAUACAAAACACUGAUAGCGGUUGUAAAGGCUCGCCUUUUAUCAAUCAAUCGUAUGUAUCAGCUGGAGACUGAUUAUUACUCUAUUCUCAAUAUGUUCACUUGUCUUUGGUGAUUGUGAUGUUAGGAACGCACGCUUUCUGUCCUAUUUGUUUCUUCUGUACCGAUAUCGAAGCAGCUGUGCCAAAAGUAAUAUAACAGUAGAAUUCGCUCUCGAGUCUCGCGACGCGACGGCGUGGGGCCGAUCGGUUUCUCUAACUUAUCAAGUCAUAAUAAAACUGAUCUCGUGUAUUUUAGUUGUUCGGAUACUUUUGCUUUUGGCUGUGAAAUUUACGUUACUAUAGUUAAGUAAAAAAUAUAUAAGACAUUAUAUCUGAUAUUAUAUAAAUUAUUUCUUUCAUUCAAUCUUGUGAUUAUUAAUGAUUUUAUUAAAUAUGACUACUUCGAUGUACAACUGUUUACUGUACUGAUAUUAUACAUAUGUCUGUAUCAGGUCCUAGUUGCCUAAGUAUUUCCGUGACCACUUUUAUCAUAUUAUUGUUGUAUGUCAUUUGACUUUGUCGUCUGACGGAUCCGAGUGUUGGCUUGUUUAUUUUCGUAUUACUUUACCUUUCGAUUCGUUGACUCUGUUGCUGUGCCAUACGCCUCGAGAUCCGGCGGUGAUGAUGAGUACAGAUCGAGGUGAUUAAUAAAAUUAAUCACUUUACAUCACGCGAUGUAACGAUCUCUGCUACAUGUUACUGCUUCUCGUACUUUUGAUCUGUUCGCUAGUAUGUAUGUCCGUUUGUUAAGUUUUUACAUAUUGCUAUUACUAUUAAAUGCACAAAUGUCGAUAUUUAAGUAUACUAUAUGAUAAGCUGAGAGAUGUUAGGGAAUACGAUCCGUGCAUAUUGUUCGUAACAAACAUGUUUUGGAGUUAUAUUAUCUAACAUCUCAGUAACUGUACAUUAGUCUUAACUAUUGUCGCCUCCGUGUUUAGUAUUUGCUAGCUUGUAAAUAUGAAGAGUGUAAGUGAGGGCGGUCACAGCACUCUGCGUCCUCACUGACCGACACACUGACCUGGUGUCUCGUCUACAAAAUAUCUCAAAUUAAAUGACACGUGUCAGUUAGCAACGCCAUGUAGAACAAGAAACGAAAAUUGAUAUAUAUGUGAUAACCGAACAUGCGGGAGUUAUGGUUUACAGAACGGUCCAUUUAAAUGUGUUACUUUCAAUAUAAAUAUCCUUAUCUCUCAAUAUAAAGAUCCGUCUAAAUAACUAGCUACUACCUAUAUAAUAUAAAUAUGUUAUCAGCUCGACGGUGAUGAUGGGGUGAUGACAGUCUCGUGGCCGGGCCUCGCCGGUCACGUCACAUGACGGAGGGUCUCUUAUAGUUAAUGAAAUAUUUUUCUCUCCUCUAAUGUAAGCAGCACUCACGAGGUAGCGUGGUCAUAGUAUGCACAUAUUAAACAUCUAACUUCUCGUGCCUAUACUUUUAUAUUUAGGUAUUUUUGAUAGCGUAUUUAAGAUUUCGAAUUCGUAUUUGCUGUAUCACGUGUAAAUAAUUAUUAUAUCACGCGUUCAGAACUAUUCAUAUUUAAUAUAACGUUCGAUACAUUAUACGUUAUUGUACGUUUAGUUGUUUGUACUUUUGAAAACUGAAGCGUUAGGCUUUGACGAACAGCUCACUGACUAACUAACGCGUAAAAUACUUUCUGCGACGCGGCUUCGGAGCGACUUGUGUAAUCACGAUGCUGCUAGGGGGGAGGAGGAGAAGGGGAGGUGAACUUAGUGUCAAAAGUACAGAUAACUUUAAUAGCACGAUUUGAAACCAAGCAAUAUUAUAAUAAGCAGUGCUUCGCUACAUCUCUCACACGUACUAGAAUAAAAUAAUUCGCACAUUAAGACGUGUCACAGUGGUCGCUGACGGACUCAUCUUGUCAUUGGAGCCCCGACACUAGCUUCAUCCUAGAUAUAAAAAUCGCUUGGAGGCUUGCUGGGCGAAGCUCCCCUCACGUUCCUUGCGGACGAGCCUUUAUAUCAGAGCACAAGACGUGAUUUUAUACACAGAAUAUUCUACUAGGUUGUCUUUGUUUUCCAUAAUUUUACAGUUUUGGUGUCGUGUGAAGCUCAAACGUGUUAGUUGUGAAUUUUUUACGCUAUUUCGAUGUCGUGAAGAAUUUUUAUAAACGCUUUUGCGCCUUUUUAAUCGAUUCUAUAUGCGUGUCCGCGCAACUCUAUGUAUAAGACGAGCCGGUAGUGACGUGGCGUCUGCGUGGUUAGCUCCAUUAUUGUAUUAUAUGAAAACUGCUUUAAACGAACUGAAAAAAAAAUUAAUAAUAUAACGAGUGCACGAUCUCCUGCAACUGUUAAAUAUACUAGUACUAAUUUGAAAGGAUUUUCUUUAGAAUGUAUAGUAUAUAGUUUUGAUGAUUUUCUGACAUGAGUUUGUAAUUUCACUGAGGCGACUUUAUUAAAUGAAACGUAUGAAAUAAAUCGAUAAUAAGAGUCGACGCCGACGUCACAUCACUAUUAAAUGUCCUUCAGUUUAUUGACAGAGUUCAUGAAAGUGUCUGACUUUCAACGAUUCAAUUUAUAUUGUUUUAUGAAAAAUGUCGAAGAAAUUAUAGUAAAACAUGUUAGAGAAAUAGGUGCGGGGGUCCUGCGAGGCCACUUCAAGAAGAACUCUGAAUGAAACGUUCAACUUAAUGUACGUACUGACUAAAAUAGCAACAAGCAACAGAAACAGAGGAACGCCUGCACCUAUUGUUGUGACAUGGUUGUAACAUUAACAACAGACCAACAGACAUUUGUAAGAACGCAAUACGUUGAUGGAAAAUGUAAGAUAAAUGUUUACUCCAUUAUGUUCUUAGAGAUCUCGUUUCAUUUUGAUUCAUAUAAAGCAAACGAGUAACACAUUUUCCUUCAAACAAAUUUUUAAUAACACAUUCCUUAGACACGUAUUUUAUUUAUUACACUUAUUAAUUAAUAAAUUGAUAACUACUCUAA